Messenger RNA from Coprinopsis cinerea okayama7#130, 1479 nucleotides. Its product is annotated as RAN protein binding protein. Gene Ontology annotation, molecular function: mRNA binding. Bases 1 to 1479 code for a protein of 492 amino acids. Gene Ontology annotation, cellular component: Ubp3-Bre5 deubiquitination complex; ribonucleoprotein complex; cytosol. NCBI's taxonomy places the organism in Eukaryota, Fungi, Basidiomycota, Agaricomycetes, Agaricales, Psathyrellaceae. The transcript has 3 exons. The record is from RefSeq and is a predicted model, not a curated record. Gene Ontology annotation, biological process: protein deubiquitination; ribophagy.
AUGACAACUUCAGCUGCUCCCUCCAACGGCCCCCACCACCAAAAUGUCGUUCCUUCAGAAGUCGGAUGGCAGUUUGUUCCUCAGUACUACACCUUUGUCAACAAGGAACCCCAUCGUCUGCAUUGUUUCUACAACAAAACUUCGACUUUUAUCCAUGGCACAGAGGGCGAAGAGGUGAAGCCUUGCUUCGGUCAACAGGAGAUCCACAAGAAGAUCACUUCGAUUGGAUUCCAGGACUGCAAGGUCUUCAUCCACUCGGUCGACGCCCAGUCCUCUGCAAAUGGCGGCAUUAUCAUCCAGGUCAUCGGCGAGAUGUCCAACCGUAAUGAGCCAUGGCGCAAGUUCGUCCAAACAUUCUUCUUGGCCGAACAGCCCAAUGGCUACUUUGUCCUCAACGACAUCUUCCGUUUCUUGAAGGAGGAAUCUGUUGAGGGCGAUGAGUUGAGCGAAACCGGCGAGGCGGCCGAGGCUGCUCCUGCUGCCGCCCCCGAGCCCGCUCCCGCCGCUGCCGAACCUGUCUACGAACCUCCUCGUGAGCCCACACCACCUCCAGCUCCCGCCCCCGAGCCCGUUGCCGCUGCUCCCGAGCCUCCCAAGGAAGCCGCUGAACCUACCCCGGCCCCGGUUGCCGAGCCACCGGCCGCUGCUCCCACUGUCCACCUUCCUCAAUCCAAUGGCGUCCCUGCUGCCGAGGCAGAGAAGCCCGCCGCCCCCGCCGUCGCCGAGAAAUCGCGCGAACCCACUCCUGCCCCUCAACAACAGCAACAGCCCGCCGCUCCUUCUCCCGCUCCCCCAGCUGCACCACCCGCCGCUUCCACCUCCGCCGCUCCUCCCGCUCCCGCUGCCCAACCAGCACCCGCACCUCCUGCUCAACCCGCAGCUCCACCUGCUCCCAAGACCUGGGCUUCCCUCGCUGCUUCCAACCCGAAGAAGUGGGGCUCCGUGGCGCAGGAGGCUCGAGGCAUCACUGAGACGCCUGCCAGCCCCGCUCCGAGCAGCGGUACCCAGACUCCCUCUGGCCAACCCCAGAACAGAGGCCCUCCCAGACACGAACACCCCGCCCUCCUCGCAGCUCAGAGCGUCACCACUCCCCAUUGCUUCAUCAAGGGUGUAACUGAACCCAUCACCGACGCCGCCCUCAAGAACACCCUCAGCCGCUUCGGACCAAUCAAGGAGGUUGACAUCGUCCGCACCAAAGCCUGCGCCUUCCUCGAAUUCCAAUCUGUUGACUCCGCCAAACGCGCCAUCAUCGCCAGCUUGAACCAGAACCAGGGCGGUGAGGGUGGUGUUUACAUCGAGACUGCUGAAGGGCAUGUACGGAUCUUCGUCGAGACCAAGAAGGAUCGAGGUGACAGGCCUCCUGCGACCGGUGGUCGCGGCCGUGGUGGACCCCCUGUAAACGCUGACGGACGAGGAAGUGGAUUCCGUGGAGGGCGUGGCGGCCCUAGGGGCGGAGGACGUGGUGGUCCCGCCAAGUAA